Lolium perenne is the source of this 654-nucleotide messenger RNA. The record is from RefSeq and is a predicted model, not a curated record. Lineage: Eukaryota; Viridiplantae; Streptophyta; Magnoliopsida; Poales; Poaceae.
AUGUUCACAGUGGCUGCCUGGUACAUCUGGUGGGAACGAAGGCAAGCAGUUAAGGGAGAAAAUAUUCAAUCUCCACAAAGAACAGCAAUGUCUAUCACGGUUCUGGGAUCUAACUUCUCAGCUGCAGCUAAAUCAAAAGGUGAGAGUGGUAUUAGAAGACACGGCUGGGAAAGACCAUCCAAAGGUUUAAUCAAAUUAAAUGUGGAUGCGUCAUUUGAUGAGAACACAAAGACAGGUGCUACUGGUGCGAUACUUCGAGAUUCCAAGGGCUUCUUCUUAGCAGCAAGCAAUCGUUUUAUUGCUUAUGCGGAUGGUGUGGACUCGGUGGAGGUGAUAGCUUUGAAGCAGGGCUUGGAAUUGGCGCAAUACUGGGGCUGCAAUAAGAUCAUUGUCAACUCUGACAGUCUGACAAUUGUGGAAGCCAUGAAGAGUGAAGAUCAGUUCCUAGGUCCAUCAGCUGCAACUUUAAACGAUUGUGUGAAUUUAGUGAAGGACUUUGUAAUGGUAACCUUUCAACACUGUCCCCGGGAGGCAAACGGGGCUGCUGAUGAAUUAGCUAGGCAUGCUGUUUGCUCCACUCCGGGGCUUUGGCAAGAUGAACCACCUGAUUUUCUUAUGCCUCAGCUUGUAAAAGACCUCACUAUUAUUGAGUAA